AUGAGCGUCCCUCUUUACGCGCCGACGGCCAUCCAGCAAGCUCACCCGACUCCCUUCUACAUAGAUGACAUUCUAGGGAGGCCUAAUAACACCACCGCCGCCACGUCUUCUUCAUCCUCCUCCUCCUCCAGCAGCUCCUCAACUCCGAUCAUCCCCACGCCGACUUUCCCAUCGCCCAACUCGUCCUUUACAAACUUCAUCUCACCUUACCGGACGCCUAUUUACGAACCGACGCCGAUCCACCCGGCGCUGUCUCACCACCACGCUACCGCCGCCUUCACGUACGCAUCUGCCGGGGCUUUCGGGACCCCCGUGUUCCCCUACCCGCAGCACCACCAUCACCGAGCAGUAGGGGAGUACGCACAUGCCCUGCUGAGACAUGACCCUCUCGGGAAACCUCUGCUGUGGACUCCCUUCAUCCAGCGGCCCUUACAUAAAAGAAAAGGAGGUCAGGUCCGGUUCUCGAACGACCAGACCAUCGAACUUGAGAAGAAAUUCGAAACUCAGAAGUACCUGUCACCUCCGGAGAGGAAAAGAUUGGCCAAAAUGUUGCAGCUAAGUGAACGACAGGUUAAAACGUGGUUCCAAAAUCGACGAGCAAAGUGGCGACGACUCAAACAGGAAAAUCCACAGGGAGCUAAACCUGAGGGGGAGGUCAGUAGUGCCAAAGGAGACGGGACAUCGGAACAGUCCGGGGUCCUCGAUCCAGAGCAAAGACGGACUUUGGUGGACUCUCAUCAGGUGGAAGGGGGCCACGGGGUGAGCUCCGCGUCACCACAACGGGCCUUCGGCGAACCGGAAUGGAGCCUUUCAGACGAUACAGACCUGGAACUGGACAUAGAGGAUGACGACGAAUUCACACAAACACACCAGCACUGA
This is a messenger RNA of Nerophis lumbriciformis (worm pipefish), 879 nucleotides long. The record is from RefSeq and is a predicted model, not a curated record. Lineage: Eukaryota; Metazoa; Chordata; Actinopteri; Syngnathiformes; Syngnathidae.